This is a messenger RNA of Drosophila albomicans, 1103 nucleotides long. RefSeq lists its product as uncharacterized. The transcript has a single exon. The record is from RefSeq and is a predicted model, not a curated record. Lineage: Eukaryota; Metazoa; Arthropoda; Insecta; Diptera; Drosophilidae. The coding region runs from base 290 to 565 and encodes 91 amino acids.
UCAGGCUGGGUGAAUGUGUUUGACUCAACAUCUAAACAAAAUACAACAAAUAAAGUCUGAACAUUGAAAAACAGCAAGCAACUCAAAUUCACAACCAGAUUUGUGUGUGCGUGUGUGUGUGUGUGUCUCUGUAUGUGUGUGUGUGUGUGAGUGCAGCAAGAGGCACCCACUCACCACAUAACACCCAGCGAGUGGCAAGAGAGAGAGAGAGAGAGAGAGAAAAAACAUCAUUCCUUUGGAUAGAACUUUGGCUUGGCUCUAGCUCGACUGGACUCGACUUGACUUGAAGAUGGUUAUCAAUCUGAAUCCAACAACCUUGACCAAUGCGAAUGGCAGCAGCAGUCCGAUGGCGAUAAUCAGCCAUGCGGUGAUCGAUGAGAUUGUCUACAUGCAUGUCGUCUGUCCCGGCGACGAGAUCUCCAAAUGGGUAACGCUCGAGGAGGCGUUGGGCUUGUGUCCCUCGGCUGUCAUCGCAUACACGCAGCUGACGUUCACCCACAUCUUUGGUCCGCCCGUUGAUGUCGAUGUCGAGGAUCAGGAGGAGGAGCCGCAGCUGUAUGAUUGAAAGACGGUCUCGGAACACACGAGUGAGAGGAGCACGUUGAUUUUCCAUUCAUCCAACCAACCAGCCAACCGCUCACACACACAAUCCACCAACAAUACGACAAUUCAACCAGACGAAGAAGUACAAAAAUGAAAAACGCAACCAAAACAAAAAAAAAAACAAAAAUCGAGAAAAAAAAGACAAUAGUUUCCAAAACAAACGUAAGGAAGAAAAAAACAGUCAUUCCCAUUUGCCCUAAAACAUAACCCUGUCCUACUUCCCACUUCCUAGAUCCCUUUUCCCUUUUCCCUUUCCCCAUUUCCAUUCCCCGAUUUCCUUCCUUUAAAUCCCUUCCACUCCCUUUCCCUUCCACCAUUUUGGGCUCUUUCCUUGCAUUUCGCUCUCUUGUCAAAUUUUUCAAAUUCAUAGUUCAAGCUUUCAAUUUUGCGAACACUAAAAACACAACACCGACGAUGAUCACGAUUGUUUCGAUAUUAAAUUUCGCAUGUACAUUUGUAUUCCAACAAAAUAUAUAAUGUACAUUCACUGUUGAGCCACU